AUGGCGUACACACUAUUCACGGUUCAUGGUGUACACGGUUCAUGGUGUACACACUGUUCACUAUUCAUUAUGUAUAAACUGUUCUCGGUUCUGGUGUACACUGUACAUGCUAUUCACUGUUCACGGUGUACACACUGUUCACACUAUCAUGGUGUGGACACUGUUCAGUGUGGAUAUACUGUUUAUGACAAAUACUAUUCAUUCAAUAUAUUGGCUGCCAUGAAUAGUAUCCACUGUGAAUAG
This is a messenger RNA of Arabis nemorensis, 243 nucleotides long. The record is from the annotation of a GenBank genome assembly. Lineage: Eukaryota; Viridiplantae; Streptophyta; Magnoliopsida; Brassicales; Brassicaceae.